This is a messenger RNA of Triticum aestivum (bread wheat), 2150 nucleotides long. RefSeq lists its product as uncharacterized. NCBI's taxonomy places the organism in Eukaryota, Viridiplantae, Streptophyta, Magnoliopsida, Poales, Poaceae. The record is from RefSeq and is a predicted model, not a curated record. The coding region runs from base 687 to 1940 and encodes 417 amino acids. The transcript is spliced from 2 exons. Gene Ontology annotation, molecular function: protein binding.
GGAGGUUGUCCCCUCCCACGUGGCCGCUGACCCUGCUGCUCCUCGUUUUCGGCUGGUUCCUCUCGAUCCCGCCGGUCUCGCUUCGCUUGUCACGGUGAGACGGCGAUGGUGACUGCGUGUCCGUGGUGGCGCAUAUUGGUGGACGGCAAGUAUGGUGGAUCGCGAUGGAUCGUCUGGGGUCGUGGUUGGUAGGAGGUUGGGAGAAAUCCUUGUCGGCUUGUUCGGCACCGACGCGGUGACGCCCGUGGGCGUCGCCGUGCCUUCCUGAAGGGCGUCGGAUAUCCCCCUUCCUCCCACGGCCCUUCGCGUACCGGGGGAAACCCUAGGCCAUGUCCGGUAGCAGCGUCGUUGUCGUCGCGUUCCUUCUUGAAGGUGUUACUUGGUAUGCGGCGUUUCGUGGUGCUAGGAGCGUGGUGGAACUCUCCGGCGGGCGCAGCGAUGGUGAGUCAUCUUCGUUUUUGUUGAUCCGCCGUUGUCGGCAUUUUUUUUUCCUUUUGUGUUUUCUCUUUUUUUUCUUUUGGGCGUGCCUGUGCUGCUUCCGCCCCAGCACCUAUCGUGGGUUGUAUCGAUGUUGUUGCUUUGUAAUACAAAGCGGGGGGAAACCCUUUCUCGGCAAAAGAGAAAAAACUGAUCUGUAGUUCUGUACCGUACUGCUUUACAGGCCGCGCUGCCCAUCGGAGACGCGCAUGGAGAUCGACGCGCAUCCUUCUUCCUCAGCCUCGGCUGCUGCUGCGUCCUCGUCCUCGUCGCCUACGGAGAGCGCUGUCAUGCAAAUCAGGGCGAAGAGAACCUGCUAUGCCGCUGCCUCAUCUGAGGCACGAGGAUGGGCCGAGCUCCCGGACGACUUGCUCCGACCCAUCGUUGCUCUCCUCAGCUCGUCGUUCCGCGACCUCCUCGCCUUUGGUUCCACCUGUCAUCCCUGGCGUGAUUUCUCAGCGCACACGUCCUCUUUGUACCCUCUCCUCCUCCACCCGAGUACCGACCGCCAACAGUAUCCCUGGUAUGACUAUGACUACUGGACCCUUUUCCACGAAUGCACGUGGAGAUUGGCUGAUCCUGCUGCCGCCUCAUCCUAUCCCAGUUUGCUUUCCUUGAGUGAUCUCAGGGGAAUGUUCUUUCUGCGCUGCUCCUACGGUCACCUCAUCUUCUUCGACAAUAAGGGGUUCUACAUUGUUAAUGCGUUCAGUGGCGCUAAGGUUGUGCCUCCUUGCCUCAAGUCAGACAACUUCAUUCACAUUAGCUAUGCCACCUUGACUGCCCCUGUUGCAUCCGCUGACUCGCAUCUCCUUGUCGGCAGCGGAGGCUAUCUGUUUCAGUGGCGCGUCGGGAGCGACUCUUGGUUGGAACACUAUCCUAAAGUUCCUUUUCUUACGAUUGAACAAAUUGUGGCCUUCAAAGGCAAAACAUACACCCUAGGGUCUUUUGGGUCCUUCUGCAUCGUACAAUUUUCGCCCUGUCUCUUAGUUCAGAAGUUUGAAAUUAUGUUUGAGGAAGAUAGAACUGAAGAUCGCUAUUGGACAAAUCAAAAAACAUGGCUUGUGGUGUGCGACGUGCUUCUCUUAAUCAAACUUGAGGCAGUAAAAAGGAUAAGCUCUGAGGCUUUCCAGUUCAAGGCCUUCAAGCUCAAGUCGUUGGACGCCAAGAACAAGAAAGCAAGGUGGGCGAAGGUGGACAGGUUGAAUAACUGGGCCAUCUUUGUCAGCGCCGACGGGCGAUGCGAGGCGUUGUCGUUCAUGAACCCGGAGAGAUGGGGAGGGAGGAGCAACCACAUAUACUUCCCAAGUUAUGAGUCUGAACGACCUUGGGCUGCAGUGCAACUAUGGCAAAAAGCUAACAACCAUUCGACAAGUUCGUGGCUCUCGAAAACUGGAAGCCAGUACCACAGAUUGGUGCCAACCUGGGUCCUCCCUAGCGCAUAUCCUCGCUCUGGUCAGCAAUGAUCUUACGGCCAUCGCAGGCGUGGUUGGUGAUUGUCCUCUGAUACAGCUUCCCUGGGAGAGUUCUACCUUGUUUGGAGCAGUUACAUGAUGAGUAGUUUUACUGAAUGUUCUUAACUUUUUUUCUAAACUUGCAUUGCAAACAGAAGCUUUCACUGUAGAGUUAUCUGAUUCUGCUUUUUUUUGUGGGAUUAUAAGGGACCUUAUGUUUUA